CACCGGGAGGGGGGCUCCGGGCAGAGGCCGGGGCAGUGCCGUGUCCCGCCCGGUACGUGACACCGACACCGACACCGCCUGCGCAGCUUCCGGCACCUCGGGCCGGUGCCGCGGGUCGGUGUUUGGCCGCACCGGGGGGAGCUGCGAUCUCCUGCACCCCCAGAGCCUUUUCCGGGGUCCCCCCGCCCGCCGCCUCCCCCGGUGCGGGGCCUCCCGCCCGCUCCCAGCACGCACCGCGCUCGCGGGGCUGCUCCCGCCCCCGCGGAUCUUCGCGCUACCGUGCGCGGCUGGGAACGCUUCGCUCCGGAACGAGUGUGGCGCGGCUGCGUUUCCCGGGGGGUCCGUGUUUCCUCAGGGGCACUUCCUCCCCCGCAGCUCCGCUCAUGGCCGUCCGGCUGCUCCUCAGGGCCUCCCGGCGCCUCCUGACCGGCACCGGGACCGGAUCUGGAUCUGGGGCCGGGACCGGGCGGGUGUCAGUCAGCACUGGGCCGCCUCCCCAGAAGAAGCGGUGGCUCCGCGCCUACCUGGAGCAGCAGCGUCUGGAGACGCCUCCGCAGCGGCGGUCAGAGAAGCCCAACUGGGAUUACCACGCCGAGAUAGAAGCUUUUAGGCACCGCCUGCAGGAGAAUUUCUCUCUGGAUGUUCUCAAGACGGCGUUUGUGAAUCCCUGCUACAUCGCAAGUGAGGAGGAGAGGCGGCGAGGGCUGGGGCUGGACAAGGAAAUGGUUGCUCUUAACAUCCAAGACAACAGCCAGCUGGCCGAACAGGGGCUCUGCUUUGUGCGUUCUUACCUGAGCCAGUGUUUUGAAGCUGCCUACCCAGAUUUACCUGCAGAGGGGGUACGAGCACUUGUGGCUUUUCUGAGCAGUCAAGAACUCGUUGCCUACAUAGCUCGGAACCUCUCAAUCCAGGACCUGACUCUUUGCAAGGAGUUUCCUGUCCCACCUGAGGUGCUCCAGAGAACCUUCUUUGCUGUGAUAGGGGCCUUGCUCAGCAGCAGUGGGCCUGAGAAAACAGGGAUCUUUGUCAGGGAUUUUUUUAUUCCACAGUUGAUUGGAAAAGACCUCUUUGAAAUCUGGGAAGUUGUAAAUCCUAUGGGCUUACUUGUGAAAGAGCUGACCAAGAGGAAUAUCCCCUCUCCAGAACCAAGAAUUACCAGGCAGCUGGGAGUCAGCACAGUUCUGCCACUCUACUUUGUUGGGUUGUACUGUGAUAAGAAGAUCAUUGCUGAAGGUCCUGGUGAAACCCUGCUUGCUGCAGAGGAAGAAGCUGCCCGUGUGGCACUGAGGAAGCUCUAUGGGUACACAGAGAACAGGAGGCCUUGGGAUUACUCCAAGCCCAAACAAGGAUUGGCAGCUGAAAAAGCAAUCAGCAGUAAUUAGAUCAUAAAAACCAUUUCUCUUUUCUCUCAAGAAUUCGUGGCUUCCAUGCUUAAUACAGAUGCAUUUAGGAAAGCAGAGUUCAGUUUGGGUUUUGAUCUCAAGUGCUUGGAUUUUUCAAAUUAAAUAUGGGAUUAAAGUAAAUAAAGUCUCUUUCUUUUGCACAAUG
Molecule: messenger RNA, 1548 nt
Organism: Calypte anna (Anna's hummingbird)
Lineage: Eukaryota; Metazoa; Chordata; Aves; Apodiformes; Trochilidae
Gene: MRPL44
Product: mitochondrial ribosomal protein L44
Exons: 4
Coding region: 384-1382 (332 amino acids)
Biological process (GO): rRNA processing; regulation of gene expression; primary miRNA processing
Cellular component (GO): nucleus
Molecular function (GO): double-stranded RNA binding; ribonuclease III activity
Source: RefSeq, a predicted model, not a curated record